CACGGACUGUAAGAUACAUAGUAUAUGCUUCUCAGCUCUUUCAGUUACUUAAAAGAUUAUUUUUUCCUUGUGAGGAAGUUCUGGGUUUUAUGUUUUGUGCUUUUGUAGAUAUCUACAACAGACUCUAAGGACACUAUACAGAUCAGUGAGAUAGGGUUCCUUGGUAUUUUCAGGUCACAUUUGACAGACGCACUUAUAUUGUAAGACUGCAGAAAAGUACAGUUUGGCAGAAUGGCAAGUCAAAAGCUGGCGGUCCCGUACAUAUCCGUGAUCAAUGGUCCUCUGAAGCCUGGCAAAAGCUUCAUUAUUCGAGGAGUGGUCAACCCCACCAACCCUUACAGGAUGGAAUUCAACUUUCGCCACAGAUAUGGGAUCGCCUUUCACUUCAAUCCUCGUUUUGAUAAGAAUAGGGUAGUGUGCAACACUUGGUAUGGGACAUGGGGUAAAGAAGAAUAUCCUGCAGGCAUGCCGUUUAAAGCAGGUCAACCCUUUGAGGUCUACAUUUAUUGUACUGACAGUGUCUACAACGUGUCUGUGAAUGGUCAACAAAUGUGCAAUUACAACCAUCGCUUCAUGGAGUUGAAAAAUAUUGAUGUUCUUGAUGUUUGUGGAGAUCUGCAGGUGAUUUCUGUGGAGGUUUAGCAGCGAUUUCAUCCACCUUCAAGCCAAUAAGAGCAGUUCAUUUAUUGCCUUUGCUUGGUAAUCUCGGGAUCUGAGUUUUUAAAACCUUCACUUAUAGUCAAUCCAUUUAAUCAUCGUGCUGAUCAUUUCAUGAUUAGCAUUUAUUUUAUCAAUGAUUCUUUUCAUUUUGGUUUAAUCUGAUGUUAAGUGCUGUAUUGUCUUAUAACACCAGGUCUGUUUCUAAUCAGACUGGGCAUUGAAGUGCAACUAAGAUUAUUCAAUAAACUGCGUUUUAUUCUAUCA
Molecule: messenger RNA, 924 nt
Organism: Triplophysa rosa
Lineage: Eukaryota; Metazoa; Chordata; Actinopteri; Cypriniformes; Nemacheilidae
Product: galectin-5-like
Exons: 6
Coding region: 232-642 (136 amino acids)
Biological process (GO): negative regulation of type II interferon production; positive regulation of gene expression; negative regulation of CD4-positive, alpha-beta T cell proliferation
Cellular component (GO): cytosol; nucleus
Molecular function (GO): carbohydrate binding; galactoside binding
Source: RefSeq, a predicted model, not a curated record